Molecule: messenger RNA, 40018 nt
Organism: Schistosoma haematobium
Lineage: Eukaryota; Metazoa; Platyhelminthes; Trematoda; Strigeidida; Schistosomatidae
Exons: 2
Coding region: 6572-7111 (179 amino acids)
Source: RefSeq, a predicted model, not a curated record
CCAUACAUUUUAAAAUCCCGGCAGAAAAAUCCGCGUGUUUUGAUGGAGUUUUCUAAUUGAUGUUUUGGUUGUAAAUUAGGUAGUUAUGGCAUUUUUAUUGCUCGCGGCCAUGCAUUUUGGCUUAGUUAUUACAGAACCUUCUGUGAAGCCCAGCUCUAUCAGCUCAGUGACUGUAUGGCCAAAGACACUAUUUCCCGUUGAAUUAGGUCAAACUGUUACGUGGGUGUUUAGUCCAAUUGGAGGUGCCGAUUAUGAUGUAAACUCGGCCCUCAGUUUUGACAUUGGUGGUCAAAGGGCUUACCGCGUUCAAAAGGACAAGUGUGGGGGUCCUUUAGAGAAAUAUUUUUCCUGCAUUUACAAACCGCAAAAUGAAAUCUCGGUUACUUUCACAGCAGAUGAAUCUCAUUAUGGACAGCUGCUGCAAGUUUUCUACUAUAAAGAUAUGUAUUCCUUGUGGCUUGCAGAUACACCUGCAAUUUUCACUGAAACUAUUCAGGUACAGUUUGCAUUUAUGUUGCGGAGUACAAUUAUUUAUCAAAUUAGGACUUGCCAUUUCAAUGCAUUUAUUGUUAUUUAAAUAUCAGUUGGUAAUUCAAAAGAAAAUUUAGGAGAUAUCUGUGACUUAGACGCUGGUCACAAUGAAAUAGCGACUCGCUAUCGAUGUACAACUAAGUUUAAUUUGAACUGUAAGCCUAGUUGUAAGGUUUAGAUAUCGAUAUCGAUGUAGCUAAUGCCAUCUUGAUAAUUUUUUGAGUGUUUGGAAUAUUGACUUUCAACAAACGUAUCUCCGUAUUUCCUUAUAUUUAAUAUCCUGAUUUUCGUUGACUCCUAGUGGUGUUACCAAGUGUGACAUUUUGUUUAGUAUUAUAAAUGAUGUGACUCAUAUCAUUGUGUUGGUUCGCGUUUUAUCAAGACGGUAUGAUGUCUGAAGUUUCAUGUUUGGUUGCAAGACUUUUAAGAAAUCGGUUUUAAUAUCUGAUUUUGUUGACGAAAUCUGUAGCUUCUGUGCGUUAGGUGCUGUUUAAUACUCCGGGUUUCGUAACCCGUUUCGUUCAUGGCUGGCAGUGGAAAACUACUUGAUUGGGUGCAUUUGUUGACAAGUGCUCAGUUGUUGGAGGCGUUGGGUGACAACAAUCAAUGACACAAAUGCAUUCAAUAUUGAAUAAAGCCAUUAAUAAUAAUAAUAAUGACACAUGCAUUUUCUCUCAGCCUUGAGUUCUAGUGUUCCUCCAUGCAUGCUUUUCCAUUCGGUCUUUUCGAAACAUAUUCCCAGUGUUUAGUUUCAUUUCAUUGUUACCGCAUUUUUUUCGACCUGCCUUGUUAUUUCCAACUGAUCAUGCUGUUAUGGCGAAUUAGGCCAUCACAUUUAUGCUAGGCCCUAUAUCAAUGAUGCCUAUCUGUCUAUAUCUAGUUUGGUGUUAGAUAACUGAAAACUUAGGUUAAUCUGACCUAUCCAAUACUUGUGUUCCAUCCAAAAGCAUUUUUAACGAGGGAUCGUUAUUAACGUUAAACAUUUUGUUUGAUUAUUUUCUCACAUCAUACCUGUGAAAGAAAUCUUGUAGUAGGAGUAAGUUUAAAUCACCGCAUAACGUGUUAGGAUCUGCACAUGUUGGAACUUUGUAAUUGUGCAUUCUAUUCAUUGUCUUGUUAAUGAGACUAGGUAGGGUGGUUAACCAAUACAAGUUUGGAUACUACUCUUUUUGUGGUUCGUAAGUCCCUGUUUUGUGUCUUACAUUAUAUUUUGUUAACAAAUCUUAAUCUGUUAAAUAUAAGGUUGUUAGAUUUACUCAUAUCAAUCAAAAAUGCAAUAAGUUGAUUCCUUUAUGAAACUUGAAGCUAUUUUGUAGUCUUUUUCUUGAACUAAUUUCUGGAGUAUUAUAGUUGUGAAAGCAAUUUCAAGUGUUCGGGCACAUGCUUUUCAGGUCUCGUAAAGACUUAUUUGUUUCAUCGUCUGGAUGUUCCUUCCGAAAGUAAUGUCUCAAAUGGUUAAUCAUAAGGAAAACUGAAAAUUAAGCGUUCUCUGGUAAUCUUAGUAUAAUUACUAAAUCAUUUAUUGUAAUAUUUCUUUCUACAGUGGGACAGUAUCUUGGUGGUUUAAGCAUCCGUUGUUGUGGGCCCAAAUCUUUCUCCGUCUACUUUUGUUUCGGGUUUCAGGUAGUAUCGCUAGCUUCCACAAUUUGAGUGUGGCUGGGAACCGUACAUACAAAUCUCUACCUGGUAAAUUGGUUAAUAAUAAAUAGGCCUACAGAACAUGAGAUAUAAUCUAGGUUGAUGAGCAUAUUCCUUAUACUGUCGUAGUAGUAUGCAGGGGUCGUACACGGAACACUAUAAACUAACAAAAUUAUGAUUCUCUUUCACAAACUAAUCAAAAUGGUCCCAGGGAUUUCUUUAAACCCUUAUUUAAAACGACUCACUAUAUUUAAUGUUAGCAACUGAAUUAUUAGGUUAGGUACAUAGGAAUGCUUAAUUAUUUGCUUUUCAAUGUCUAAUUUUAUUUCGAAGUUGAGAAACUUAUUCAUUACGAGGAUUAUCACUAUUUUGUGAGUAGUAAUGAUAAUAUCAUAUCCCUAACUGAAAAUUCAAGUAACACUAUUCAUAAAGAACGAAACAACUGGUAAGGCUUAAUGCUAUUUAGUAUGGUUUUUUGGUGUCAUCAAAGUGUGCCACCACUAAGAAAUAGUUCGCACUCAAAAAGUCAUUCAGAGCCGUAAUUUUCCUUAUGUCUGACCAGUUUCAACUCCUGUGGAACUACAAUAAAUAUAUGCUAAAAUCUACCAAAUAUUUGUCUAAGUAUGCUGUUUAUACUUAAUAAUGGAGUGUUUGGUUAGUUUUAAUUCUCUAGCUGUUCGUCUCGUGUUACCAGUGAGCCCCACUUAAUAAUGGUGAUUAAGUGGAAAAUGUGGUGGGUUUCACCCUUUAUAUUUUAAGUUUCACAUCGCUGACCAACUUUGGGCAAAUAAACACCAAAAAACAAAGAAGUCUGGGACAGCUGUUUUGCUUUAGUAUUAUGAUGCUCACCAGGGAUUAAGUCCAGGAUCAUAAAACCUUGAAACCCCUCUUCAUUUGAACAGUUUUUUGGGUAGUCAAUCAAUAUUAUGUAACGUAAAGUUUGUUUUCAUAUUCCAAGGUUUUUUAAUUGUUUGUCAUCUCGACAAAUAAGCUGACGUGUUGAUUCCUGUUGACUGUAGAUGACAACGGGAUAUUCUAGAAAGAUGCGUACGAUAUGACGAAACUGUCAAUAAAGAAAAAAAGAUAAUUGCAAACGGAUUUUUUUGUCUGGCUAGGUUGACAAACUCGUUCUAUUAUUCUUCAUUUAUCAACCCUUUGUAUCUUAUUUUCAUCACAAAAGCUAUUUCUAAAAUAAUAUCAAAAAGCCUUAAAAUUUUAUCUUGCCGACACGAUUUUAAAGUGAUUUACAUGGUUUUUAUUUUAGUUGAUUAAGCAACCUACAUUUGUCAAAAUGUCAAUGGAAUUAAAAGAACCCUCUCGCUAUAUUCAUAAUGUACCAACCAAUCUUCGCUUGGACCCCCCAAUAUUCCUUACAGGCUCCAAUGUUCGGAUUGACUGUUCGACUGAUGGGUCGUUACCUCCAGCUCCAAUAAGUUUCAGUAUUGAAUGCCCUCUUCCACCAACGGCUGUUGUUGAGCACGAUCGAGUCACUCAAGCUAAACAAAAUUUAGCCUAUGAAGUUUUCUAUGCAGCUUAUGGUUUUCGUUCACCUCCAACACUAGCCGAGUUAGCUCCAUAUGUUGCACGAAAGAAUGCUGAUCAACUUCUACGUCUUGGUCAUGUUUCAUCCAGUAAAGAUAAUUUAACUUUGACAGCUCGUCUAACCAUUAAUGAAAAGGCACACGAUUGUCAUGUUGUUUGCCGUUUAGGUGGAAAAGAGACACGUCGUAUAUUGACAGUAUACUGUAAGUGUGAUCAUACACUAUUUUGAUCUCUAUUUAAGGUGGUUUUUGUUACUAUGAGUGGAUACUUUCGGUGACUUUUUCAUAAGACUCGUAGUUACUCUUAGCUUAGAAAUGUGGUUUUUCAUAAGAAAAUUGUUGUGUUUUGUCCUGUUAAUUAUCAUGUGAUAUGAUCGCCAGUCAGAGCACGACUUAUAUGACCUUGAUACUGUACCGAACCAAUGACGUGUUGAUCGGUACGAGAAGCCUAGAGUCCUUGUUAGUCCUUCUUGCCUAACCCUGCCUAUUGAGUCCAAAACACCAAUAUCAGCUUCCCCUGUAUGAACCAUAUAUUUCACACAUACUUGGUUUAUAUACAAGCAAAACAGACCAUGAAUUAAAAAAUAACAAUUAUACAAGAUCAAGCCAAAAAUUGGCUGUGAUUGUGAGAGACUGUGACUAAUAAGUUGGGAAUAACUUAGAAAUAGUAAAUCGCAUAAUAAUAGUCAAUAGGUCAGACAAAAGCCUAUGAUAAAAGGAGAAUAUAUAUAUAUAUAUAUAUAUAGUUAAGUUAUACAAUAAGAAUAUAAAAUAACAGUCCAUAAAUAUAUCCUUGCAGUUCAUUUAUUCUUUAUUCGGAUAUGACAAUAGUUUCACAUUUCUUAGAGUUUCGUUUUGUUCGUAAACAUCUACCCUAUAGUUUACUGAUUUUCUAGUUCUCAUUUUUUAUUGUUGACGUGAUUAUCGUCUUAUUAUGAUUCCCAAAAUUAAGUUUCCAAGAUAAUUCAAGAUCUGUUCGUAUUUGGAUAACCUUGACUAGUUUAUUUUUAACUACUUCAUAAAACCCAUAUCAUUAUAUCCUAACGUUGUUAAAAAGAUGGAUCAUCCCACGUGGAAAUGGUAAUUAGUCACUCAGUUUAUUCUAUUCAGUGUGAAGCCUAGCGCAAGCGUUUGUCGGUUCAAGUCGUCAAACACCACAUCAUCAUAGUGAGAGGGGAAAUUAGCAUGGUGAAAAUUGCAAAAAAUAAUGUCAACUGCAACGAAAUGCAAAACAUCAAAAUUCUAUUUCAAGGAGAACAAACAUGAUCGAAUAUCAAAAAGUGGACACCGACAACCAUUGGGACGAAUUUUGGACUAUGUCACGUAAUGCCUCCGAACAUAUACUACAACUACUGUCAGGGUCCCGAUUCUUCAUCUUUCAACAAGACUCAGAUCAAUGGUCUGACUUCACGGUCCUAUCGUGUAUCUUUACUUCCUCUUUACUAGCUUUCUGCAGCGUAAUACUACUCCAGAAAACAUUGAACGUUUGGUAAGCAAUAGCUAGACGUGCAAUAACCGUCUCGACUGAUUGCUACUGGUUUCACCAAUCGACCUACCGUCUCUUUACUUUUUUCUUUUUACCUAAAACCCUCAGAACAGGCUCAAUCAUUCUGUUUCCACGAUAUUCCAGCAAUGUUUCGGAAAUAAAUAUUUCAGCUUACACUUGGAUGUAUUGCAGUUGUCUGAUUUUAGCAAAUGGUUGUUAAUUCUCUCUUGUUAUAGAUGAAAUCGGUGAGUGAUUGCAAGCAUCUAUGUUAAAUAUCUAAGUGGGUUGAAAAACUACUACUAAAAUUUGAUGGUUAAGUAAUGAUAGGACUGUGAAAAACUCAAUAAAGUAAGGCUCCAUCUGUCAUUAGGAUUCCUGGGUCGUACCAUCUUAGUUUACUAUAUUAGAUGUAACUCUAUGUCCUCUUGUUUUAUUAAACUAGACGUUUGAGAUUGAAAUUAGAGUUUAAUACUGAGAUAUUUAGUGCUAAACGUUUAGACUCUUGAAUGGUAUCUUUAACGCCUAAUCCUUUCUACCACCACUCAUACUGUUACUACCUCUACUAUUCUGAAAUUUGAUUUGACAGUUUCAUCUCUGUGCUAAUAGGGUAUGGCAAGUUGAACCGAUGUACAUACGUUUAGAUUGACUGACACUCUACAUCUCUCGUUUCUAUUAGAUUGUGUGGAGAAAAUUGUAAAACUUAUAAACUCCCUUUAUACUUUGAUGGUAACUUGAAAUUCGAGAUGCAGUUUAUUUAUUGUCAUAAAUAGAAAAUAAAUCGGGUUCUAAUAGCUCAUUGGUAUUUGUGGGCGCUUCAUUUGCUCAGUUUAAUCUGAUGUCUCCGUCGUGUUUUAACAUUUUGUUGACCUGGACUGAAGUUUCUAUAUUUACCGAAUGUGUAGUGUAUUUUGAUUAACUCUGUGCAUAAGUUCCGAGAUUUCUAAAAUGACGUAAAAUGAGUAAACCCGCUGUUUUUAAUCCAUAUAUAUUGGUUGUUUGAAUCUUCCCAUUGAUGUUUGGGACUGCAGUUGGUCGUUCUGUUUCGAUAUAAGUGCAUCCUGUACGGAUUGCCUCAAUAUUGUCACUAAGCCACUAGCACUUUAAACAGAAACGGAACAUCAACUCUCAAAUUCAGGCACAAUCAGCUGACGAGUUUCGAUUAGGACGAGACAUGCGUCUUGGAUUCCAAUGUUAGCCACCAUCCAUCUUUGUUUAAAACUCAUUAUUUUUGUUUAGUUUUAGCUUCAUCCAUAACUCAUAUAUUUAUGCCUUCGUAGAUCCAACUACAAUAUCUUAUUUAUUACCACGUCCUCGUGAGGGCUUUAUCUAUGUUGGGUCGGAGAUAACGUGCUAUGCAGAUGGACACCCACCUCCUAUGUUGUCUCUCCGUCUUGCACAACCAUUACGUCCACCUAACCCACUUACUGUUGAAGAAAUCGACGCUUUACGUCAGGGUGGUCGACUACCUCCUUUAAUUGAAGAUGACCCUAUAACUAGAGAAUUAACACUUACCAAUGCAGGACUAGAUAUAGUUCCACAGCAAAUCGUACCUUCUCCUCCUGGAACUGAGAGUAAGGAUAGCUCAUUUGUUGCGUCUUCUGGAACACUUCAUCAAGUUCCAGUGGGCCCUGAUAACAAGUGGCUAAAUGGAAACGGAAAAGAACCUUAUGAACGUGCUCACCGUGUUCCUGGGCUUGGCUUAUCCACCGUAGAGAGGCAUCGUCAACUAGGUCUCAGACCUGACGAAUAUAGUAUACAAGGAGCUACAUUUUAUUUAGCACCAAAUGCUACUCCAGGUGUUGAACUCCUUCUGAGUUGUACUGCUCGCAAUGUCCUUCCAGGCGAUACAACAUUCUUGGGACUGAAUGGAACAAUUACUCGUACUCGAUUUGUGGUAGCUGGUAAGUUAAUGUGAUUGAGUUUAUGGUAAAUCUAGUUUCAUGUACAACCGUGGUUUAAAGGCUGUACUAGUACUAUUAUGCCCUCAUUUUGUUUACCCUCGAACUAUGUAUUUUCUUCCGACUUUACAUUUGAAGACAGUCCAUUUUCAUAAUAUAAAAACUAUAAAUAGUGCAAACUCAAUAAUGUUGCCGUUCUCAGUACUACGUCACGAUCGUAAUUCAUGAUUUGAAGAUCUAGGCGCCUAAAGGUUAAUAGACAGCCGGGUUAUUCGUUGUGGUUCGAAGUCAAAUCUUCAAAUCAAUUCCCAACACCAUCUUGAGCGUCCGUUAUUUGUAUCGACAAACAUUCGAAUUAUCCUGCAUUUCUGCUCAAUCGUAAAACAAUUUUGAAAAAAAUUGAAUUAUUGUUUCCUAAUAUAUGAAUAAAAACGAAUCAACCCUGACAACUAUACAAAACCAACUGGAGUGUUUACAUGUUGUUUGUUGAUUACUUGCUUGUAACUCAAAAUGUCGAUGUAAUUGUGCAACGAGAAAUGUCGUUAAAGAUAAAACAAAGCGGGAAAAAUCAUAUAGGAACAAAAACAGGAAUGUUAGAUAGAAAAUUUCAUUCCUACUACAAUUGCACUCUACUGAGUCAUUAUUAACAUCAAAAAGAGUUACAACGGGAUUGCCACUGACUUGUGUUUCUAAUUCGUGUUUGAUAAUGUUUUAAGCGGUUGAACUCAACUGUCUCUGUGAGUGUAACUGUAGGAUCGUUGGAAUUAUCAUUCGUCUGAACCGACUUAAUUUAUCCCAAGUCGUACGUUGCUUAUGAUUGAGAUUAUAGGAAAAAAUAAGAAGCUGGUUGGUGAUUGUAGUGCUCGACUUUCAACUUCUGAGUUACAGGUUAGAGUUCAGCUCAAGCUAAUUUGGUUUGAAUAGCCAGACUGGCUCACUAUCUUACACACAAAACUCGUGGUUAAAAACCGAGCUCAUGAACUUGUACUUGUUUGCCUAUUUACCUUUAGUCAAAUGUUCAAAAUGUCAACAAAGCAACGGUCAUUUUCUACUUAUGAUGUAAGUGAUGUCCGUCACAAAUCGACUUCAGUUGGGGUUCAGCUCCCACCACAAGAUAUGUAAAUUUUGAUCCCAGUACUUCGCAGUGUCAUAGGUCCUUACAGCUAGGGAGUCUCAUACUAGUGAAACAGCUGCCCAGUGUUCCUUGACUUCCAUUAGUUACCUGGUUAAAGUCAUUCCGUUAAAUAAACUACAAAUCAAGCAUUCUCAACAAACUUAAGCUAAAACUAUUAACUAAAAUCACAUAAACAGAUAUCAGAAAGGGUUUUGUGGAUAUUAUAGCAAUUUUUAAUAGUUAAGAUCAUGAGUCAAUUAAAGCUAGACCACCAUGGAAAACCUGAAAUCACUGGACGGCCGUUUCGUCCUACUGUGUAACUCCUCACCAGUGCGCAUCCUCGAUCCCACCUCGCGAGAUUCGAACCUAAGACUUUUAACGGUUUCCCACAAAAGUUGGUUUAUUUUUUAAGCUUGUUAUCGUUAUUUUUUGGACAUGGAUUUUUAUUCUUAGUGUUUGUUUGUGACUAUUUUCAUUGCUCUAGCUGGUAUUUAUUUAUCCCAUGUAAUGGUGGACUUCAUAUUUUCCAGGUUUUUAGUUUGUUGCCAUGUAUAUGUAUUCAAAGUAAAAAAAGCUCAUGCUCUGUUGAGUUUCACACCUAUAUUUUUUGAAUAUGUAUACGAUAAGAAUUGCUUACAGGAUAUCCCAUCUUCGAAAUCAGAUUAUAUACGUUUAUACACAUAACUGUACCUGCACACAAAAUAACCCCAGUAUCGAUAAUCUAACUUGAAGCUAGUUGCAGUACCUUUAUAAACCGACUACAGCCGACUUAUCGACUUAUUUUAAAAAAAAUCAUGCGUCAUCGUUUUGGUAACUUGUUUCUCCAGUGACAUUCGCAUCAUCUGCCUUUCAUCCCUUGAUAAGGCUGAAACCCAUUGACUGGUUAAAUAUUGUUCAAAACAGUUUGAACAAUCUAUUCACAGUUAUGUUGUGGUGUGUGCUACUUAUAUUGACAUUAGUAGUAUAUGAUGGUAGUCAUGAACAGAAGGUCUGGCAGCAGAGACAAGAGGAUCGAACAGUAAAGAAUAGAAACAGGAUGCGAUUUGCAUGGAAAUGCAAGAACAAUGAAGUCUGAGUCAUUUUGAGACAAUUGAUGGACAUUUUAUAGAUUAAGCAUUUACUGCAUGAUUGUUAGAUUUUAUUAACAAGUCCUGUAAUUAUGUGUUAAAUACAUUCGAUUGUCCCCACCCGUGUUCUGUUCACUACAGUGUUAUCAUUCCUUGAGUUAUUUCAUGAUGCUUGAAAAAAUCAACUAAGCAGUUAAAUCAUAUUUCAUCAUUACAUUGAAUUAAAAUCUGUUCAUCUCUUUUUUUAAAGUCUUAUCGCCGACUAGUUGGGCAGUAGCUCUUGGAAUAUGCUUUUGUGUACUACUUAUAUUAUUGAUUAUAUUCGGUGUCAUGUUAUUACAGAAGAGGCAUCAAAAUCAAGCAGCCAGGAAUUCAAGGAGCACAUCAAACGGAGCUAAAAAGUAAGUUCAUGAGUUAAUUAACAGAAUAUUUAACCUCAUAUGAAAUCUUUCUUUUAUAUAUUACUACCAUUGAAGUAACUGCUUCUAUGAAUUUAAUGUGCUAAUGAGGUGUGGCAACUUGGACCGACGCAUAUAUGUGCCUGAUCCUACAUUGUAGCUGACUGACUGUGACAAUUUCUUUAUUCAUUACUCGGUAAGUUUGAGUUUAGUAAAUAAGUUCUUCGCUCAAAUUAUAAAACAUUGCAUCAAAUUCCUGUUACGUCACACUUUGAUUGCAAGGAUUACUGGAUAUUUUUCUUUAAACGCGAGAAAUUCUGUGCUGAUUCUACAAAUACUAUUAUAAUAUUCUAAAUAAAUCAUAGAUCAUUCGAUUUGUGUGAGGGCUGGGAUACUGUCUGGAUGCCCAAACCAAAGCAGGUGGUUUUCUUAGAGGGCCAUACCUGGAACCUUCGACCUGCAAGUCUGAUCCACAAGGCAGUGGAGCAACGCCAGGAGAUGCAGUCCCAUGGUAGCCGGUGACCAACAAUAGGUUCAUACGCCAUUUGUUCCUUUAGGAUACUGGAGCUCUUGUGCACCAUUGGUUUGGAGUCAGGGUUUUCCAAAUCCCCUAGGUGAACUCUACGUGUCCACCAACCCGGUUGAAGCACUGGACAUUCGCUUUUCGUCCUCUCAAUUUCGUAAACAACACCCCCGCCACGAGAAAGCAGUGAGUAGGACUUCCCUGGAAAUGGUUGUGGGAUUAUCAAAAUGAUCAGUAAAAUAUAGAUGAUUAAUAGAUAAUGUAUUAUCAUAUGAUAUUAGAUCCAAUAAUUCAUUUUAACUCUGAAUGUAUUUAUAACAAGAACAUGGCUAAUACCCAGCAGAAUGUUUUUUGUUUAUUAAAACAGCAUGCUUUUAUGUAAAGCAAUGAACAAAAUUCAAAACGUGAUUAUAUUCCAUAAAACAACUAAGCAGUUAGGGAGUAUGAAUGUUAUAAGUUAAUUACUUGUUAUUGAGAGAAAUGAAACCCGAACUUGAUACCUAACUCUUGUCCCUGAUAUCAAAGGCGUAUUGAAACUACCUGCCCAUGUAAACAGAUGUAGAUGGAAUGACGUUCAGACCUGGUUGAAACCUAAGUGCUUUAAUCACUAAAUCAUAGCUUCAUCUGCGUGUAAAUGGUGAAUACCAUAAAAUGUUGUUAACUAGGUCACCCAAUGGUGUAGUGGAUAGCGUUCUAGCGUUUGAAGAAAUGGACAUGAUAUUCGUGUCUCAGAGCUAAUGUAAACACUUGAAUUUUGCUACACCCAGCAACUGAUGGUUAGAGACCCUGAAUGACAUGGCUCAAAAUCGUUUGCAAUGGCACAGGUGCAUCCACUCUCUGUGUCCUCCCAAAUUCUAAUCUUCUGAAUUCUUCAUGUCCCUUUUUUCCUCUUUCAAAAUUUAUUUCACUGUAUUAUACUCUUUAAAUAACAUCUCCAAACCCUAAUGUUUCCGAUUACUGCUUGUACUCUUACUACCUCUAUUAUUACGGAAUUUGAAUCGACAACUGUAUCUCUGUGCUAAUGUGGUGUGGCAACUCGAACUGAUGUACGUACGUACGAAGUUCUACGUUGUUACUGACUGACUGACUGACACCCAGCUAAUAAGUUUUGAUAAAGCACAAAACACAUCUUGUAUCAUUCCACUAGAUGAUUAUCAUGCAUCAUGUAAGAUGAUAUCAUAGACAUGUGUUCCUGAACUGAUACAGAUUCUAAACAAGUUUCCACGCAUAUUUUCACAUAAUUGUUCCGCUUCAAUAUUAAUAAUUGAAAAGAUACACAAAGAGAGAUCAGACCUAAUAGUGAUUGUUUAUUAUUACUGUUGUAAAUAAAAAGAUUAAUAAGUGGAGACUAACUUGUUCCUUAUCUAAUUUGUUCUGCAAAAGUUUGCUGAUCCUUUCAUAUUUUAAUGUAUUGGAAGAAAAUAAAUUUCCCCAUUAAUUUAGUAGAUUCUUCUUAACAUUUACCUUUUUCAUUAUUCUCAGCCAUUACGUCCAAUUACUAUACAAAUAUCUUUACCUGUAAAAUAAUGCAGAGUAAACGGUGGUUUGUAUUUGUCUGUUUUUAAACUAAUAAUGAUCUACAUGUACACAACCUAGAGACUAAAAAUCGAUUGCUAUAUCCACUCAGUUAACAUUAAUAUGCAUGACAUUCAGGCAGUUGUCUAUUAAAAUAAAACACACUUUUUUAUAACUAAUAAAUUUUACAUUAAAUUUCACUAUAGUUAACAAUCACUUCGUAUGCUUCGUAUAUGUUUAAUGCUAGUUAUAAAAACAUGGUCUUAACUAUUUUUAUAACAAACAAAUUGUUGAAUUUACUGUAGAGUAUUGAAAAGAAAAUUAACUUAUGUACUAUGAAAUAAGUUUCACAUUUGAAUGAAUGAAAGUAACAACUAGUUCAAAUGAGGCAAUAUUGUCUAAUCCAAUUACACUAAUUCAAUAUCAUUCUGGGUUUCUUUAAUCUCACUGUUUGUUCGGUAAUCAAUAAUGUUUGUCCUAGAAUUCCAGUCACUCAUAAUCAACUUUCGAUAUGCUGUAGAUAGAUGUGUAUCAGUUCAAGUCCCUCACACACCAUAUCAGCGUGGCCAGACGAAAUUAAUAAAGUGAAAAAGCGAAAUGGCAGCUAGUGUCAAUGAUUAGUAAAAAAAAAAGAUUGAGCAUAAAGAAUAUGUUUUAAAAUCAGUGGGUAGUAUGGAGAAAUAACAAUAGUCAAAUCAUAGUGUGACUCGAAAUCUACUAGAUCAUUAUGACCGAUUGUGAGGAUACGUCACCCAGAUUUUUGCGAUUAUUGUGUUUAUCCAAUUCAAGAAGUCUUCGCCAAUAAUCUGAUGCAUCAUUGAUUACAUUAUGGUGUCUUAUAAAUUAAAAAUGGAUUCAAGAAUUAGGUGAUUGCAAGCUAUGUUUUAUUAAUUGUAUAUAUCUACGUACAUAAUUACAUUCCUGUUCUUUGAAGAUAGUGAUCUUGGUUAGUUCACGAUCGAAGAGACCUAUGAAAGGUUCGAAAUUACCAUCAUACCACAUAAAUAAAUAGUUAACAUCUACUUAGUAAUCAACUGGCUUUUUAAAUUGAUUGGUCAUGAGAACGAAUGAUUUAUACAGUCAGUCAUCCAAGUUAAGAGUUAGACGUUAGGUGAGUAUGGCGGUAUACAUACUUAGCUGAAUUAGAUUUGGAAAUAUCUCCAUUUACAGGUUCUCACCAGUGAUCUUUAACGUAUCGUGAGGCGUCCGGUGUGGCAUAUGUACUGUUGAAAUGAUUGUCAAAAUAUAUUAUUCACCCCUGUUAAAGACUCAAUGAUAGGUACUCCAGCCUACAUCAGUUUGUUUGGUGGAAAAUUACCUCUAAAUUAAAUGAAAUAUUCAUUCAAAAAGUCAUCAGAAUAAACUGUGUUUUAUUAUUUUAUUGAUAUUGUAGUGAACAAGAACACCAGUGGGGACAAUCGAAGGUAUUUGAUAGAAAAUUACAGAACUUGUUAAUAAAAUCUAACAAUCAUGCAGUAAAUGCUUAAUUUGCAAAAUGUCCAUCAGUGGUCUCAAAAUGACUCAGACUUCACUGUUCUUGCAUUUUCAUUUAAAUUGCAUUCUGUUUCCAUUCUUUACUGUUCGAUCCUCUUGUCUCUGCUGCCAGACCUUCUGUUCACGACUAACGUCACAUACUACUUAUGUCGAUAUAAGUAAUAAACAUCACAAUAUUCUAUAUUAAUUAUCGUAAUCAUAUUUUAAGAAACAUUUUCUGCUAUCCAUCUCCAUGGCCGGUUGAUCACCUUGUAACGAAUACAGCUUUAUUAUUUUAUAAAAAUAGAAACCUUGUCUUUCAGCUUAAAAAGUUGGUUAGAUUAUCCUUUUUUAUAUCGCUUAAAUUUUAAUAAGUAGCAUGUAUGUGGAUAUUGUCAUUAUUGACAGUUGGACGUAUAAGCAACUUAAUACAAAUAAACCUAGUGAAUAGCAGAAUUUAUGGAAGACAGAAUUAUUUCCCUGCUAGUGUAUAAAUUAUAAUCCAUAUGUUCUACAAAUAGAAAAUAUAGUUAUUGCUUUUUUAUCUUCUGAAGUGAUUUGUUAAGGUUUCAUGUUUUAUUUUUUUUACAAUGUAUGCACACAUAGAAAACUGAAGAUAACUAAUGAUCAUGGAGAUGAAAAAAUAUUUCAUAACAAAUAAGCGUAUCCAUCCAUCGUGGAUUCUAUCAGACUUCGUAUCUAGAUUCAUUUGUAUCCAAAACUAGAGGAUCUGUAAAUUCUACCAGUUUCGAUAUUCAAUUUUGAACCAAUAGAUAGGCUGGCUGCACACACGUCUCUAUAUAUUUUUUUAAGCGAGCUGUCAUCAAUUGGUUCAGUGUCGAUAAAAUCAUAUCAUGUAUUUCUCCAAUAUAUCCUACCAAAGUAUUGAGUAUAUGAUUAAAACACUCGUUUUCCCAUCCAUAUCUACUAACUUGGUGAUGGUUGGGAUGCCUUAUCGUGAUGACCUAGCCGACUUUUAUUGGUUGAAAUGCGUAUUCCUUUAGGUCAUAUCAUAUCGGGUAGUUUGGUUAAAGAACAAAAUGAGUCACGUGGUGGAAGUUACAUGGUUGUGGUCCGCGCGAUUAUCGUAACCAAUGGUUGGAGACUUUGGGUGACAUGACUCAGAUUCGAUCACAAUGGCAUAGGUGUAUGCCAGCUUGAAUCAAUGCAAUUACGUGCCAGUUUCUCCGUUACUUAUGACUGACUCAUUGUAUUAGUGAAAGUAUUCACUUUAAUUCUAAAAUAUACAUCUUUGGAAUGUGUGUGAUAAAUCAUAUAUGUAUCAUGUAUACUGUUAAAUUGUUCUCGACUCUCGAACUGGUGAGGGUUUUUCUCAUGUUUAUUUUUUGAAAAUAAUUCAUUGAAAGGGAAAGUUAUGUUUUAUUGAUUAAUAAUAUGUGUGUAAUUAGUUUUCUUAAGUUGGAAUUGAAUCGUCAAGUAAUCCAUAUCUUUCGUUUUAAAAUACAUCAAAUCCUGCGAUCUGUUCAACUCUCUGGGUUAAACUUCAUACCUAUAAAUGUAAUAAUUUCUACUUCGGAUCAUAAUCCAUAUACAUUUACUAGGCUUCACCGGCAAACUAACUUAAGGUAUAAAUGUAUAUGUUGGGUCAACCGAAGAAACUACUCCAAUUUACUGUAGUUUUACAGAAAAUGCUGACAGUUCUUAGUAAUUUUAUUUCACCAAAUAGUAUGCUGAUGUUAUCAUCAAUCUUUUCAUUUAUUUGAAACUGUCGAGAGUAAUCUUUUCCGAUUCUUCUGUUUUUUACUUCCAAAAAUUCUAGACCAAAGAAUUAUUCCAAAGAUAUGAUUGCUAAAGUAAGUUAAACUUUUAUUUAUCAAUAGUGUUAUGUAUUGUAAGCUACAUUAUGUUGUUUUAGCGUAAUUUAGUCUACAUAUUUGUUUGUGCUCUGCGUUAGUUUGUGCAUAGUCAUGUAUGGCCCUGGUCUGCGUUCCAGCCACACUCUCAACCCCUCGUUCAUCUCCUCACUAAUUCUCAUCAUCCUGCCAAAAACACCAUUCUUCUCAUUUCUGUCUAAAUAACCUAGGUAAAUUUGUGGAAUUGUAAAAAUGACUGAAGUAUUUGUUUAUUUGGCUGCAAUCGUCCAUCAAAUUUUUACCGAUUUCAUUCAGAACAAAUGUCUUUGAUGAUAGUGUUGACUUUAUUUCUUGACAACUGACGCUACUUUCGAGGAAAAAGAAGAAGACCGGGGGAUUUGGAAAUUCAGAGAAUUUCGUUCAUUAGUUCAUUUUCUCAGCUUAAUAGUUGUGAUGUAGUUCAAAUAGGUUGUGCUGAAAACGGCAAAUGAAGAUUGCUAAGUUUUGCUAUCUCUAUUGGAUUAAUGUGUAUUUUUCUGGAGAAUAUCCAUUGUGAUUCUAUUCGAAUUAUUUUUAUUCUCUGGUAGACUUGAACAGUACAUAUCGCCUAGUAAAUUCUCCAAUCAUUGAUAUCUGCUACCCCAGAAACCAUAGCCAUUUCAGAUUGAUUUGUUUAAGCUCAUCAAAUAAAGUUGUUUAAGAUUAUCACCUCCGUAGUAUGUUUAUGAUAUAGUGUUACACAUUUAAAAGGUUCCGUAUUUUCAAUGUAUAUUCUAGUUUGAUCUUAAUCCACAUUCAGUGUUAUUAUUCAUAGGUAUUCUUCUAAAGCAUUCGUUUCCUUAUUCUUAAAUGUGCUUUUCUUUUAUAUUUAACUUAGUUUAUCAAAUAAAAAAACUAUCGAUUAUUAUCAUUAUUACCAUUAUUAAUAAAAAUCAUUAUGUGAAUAAAGAGUACCUAAUUAGUUGUUUAAUUUAAUUUAACAUAAUGAACACAUAGUAGUCCAACCUAUGCUCAUUAUUCAUUACUGAUAGUGUGGUUUUCCAGCCUCACUCGGUAAAGGCUAUGGGCUUAUUUGUAUUAGAAUCCGGUUUCCGAAGCUCAGGAACCCACCUCAUGGACGGGAUUACGUGGGAAAAUCGUUGGAACCCCGGGUUUUGGCGCGUGGGCGUCGCAUCAAGGCCAAGUAUAGUCUACAUACACACCGGUAACAUAAGUUUGCACCCAUUUAUCUGUUGCCAUACACAUAAGUAUACUUACUCUGUGGGCAAAUAUACGUAACAUGCAAACCAGUAACAAGUUUUCAUUCAUGCAUCACAUAGCGUACAUAUAGGUAUAUUCAUCCACUUGGGAGGGUAGAUGGUCACCGCUGCCCUCGGACGUAUCCACUACAACUGACUGUCUCUAAAGCAUUACAUGCAUACCACUGGUACAAAGAUUUUCGUCCAUGCAGUUCAUAAAAUACAAAUAAGCAUAAACACUCUCAGGAAGGGUUGAUGGUCACUUCUCCCUAGUAUUUGGUACCACAUCUUUUUAUUAUCUCUUCGACCUGAUGGUUUGGGCCCCUGAUUUUAUUAGAUACAAGGAAUACAUUUCAACUUACAUUACUUUUGAGAGCCCGGUGCGUACUCUUUGGAUAUACCUAGACACAACUACACAAACCAAGACUCAUGCAAUUAAUAAACCAAAGCAUAUGCAUUGAGCAACCCGUCACGAUUUUUAGAGCCUCAAUGGGUGGACUUAUUUAUUUAUUUGAACACAUAAAUAUUGGUACAAGAGGGCACCAAAUAUAUAUGCACCACACUUGUGUGUGGGCUGUGGUACUGCCCAGGUGCCCAGACCGAAGCAGGUGGUUUUCUUAGGGGGCCACACCCGGAGCCUUCGAUCUGAAGGUCUGAUCUACAAAUCAGUGGAGUAUCGUGAGGAGAUGCAUUCCCAUGGUAGCCGAUGACCAACGAUUGGAUCAUACGCCAUUUGUUCCCUCAGGAUACUGGAGCCCAUGUGCACCAUUGGUUUGGAAUCCGGUUAAAGCGCCGGACAUUCGCUUUUCGUCCUCUCAUUUUCGUAAACAACACCCCCGCCACGAGAAGGCAGUGAGUAGGACUUCCCUGACAGAGUCUAUAUACGCGUGGCCAUGUGAGAGCAUUUCGAGAGAGAGCGGACUCUCCCCACUCUCGGCCAUACCAGGGCAUUUGGGGGCAAUGGGUGGACUCCGAGUGAUUCAAGUUCAGCAUAGGAGUGAUGGAUUAUUCCUAUCUCCAUCAACCGCCCAAAUUAACUAGUAAGGUUGCCCUUACUUCCCAGCAUUGUCACGUCGAGGCUCUGAGUCAGAUUUUGCUGUCAUUAUUAUCUGGUAUUGUUUUUAGUGCUGAUUUCCUUAAAACUAAUUAUAAUCUAAUCGGUAAUUCAUUGUUAUGUUGAUUUUACUUGCACAUUUUGUAUAAAAGAAUAAUUCUUUCCCUACAUACACAUUAGUUAUAAAUUAGGAACUAUGGAGUUGAUAGUUUAGUGAUUAGAUCACUCAGCCUUUAGUCAUUGGGUCUCAAGUUUGAAUUCUUCUCUUAUCACUUACGUUAGGAUAAUACCCGGGUAAAUAGUGUUAGUGCUCAUACAGAUAGUAUCUUAAAGUCAAGUGAACGAAUCUGUACAUGAUUACUGAUUAAUAUCCAUAAGCAAAUUGGUUGUUAAACACUCGUGGUGAGCACUGAGUUCUAAAUUAUGUUAUUACUUUAUCUGCUUCGACUCUAGAAACAAUGGUAUUGUAUUUGAUUACUCUUCACACUAAAAUAAUGUGACUAAAACCCAAGUAUAUAAGUCGGUACCUAAUUGAGUUAUAUUCUCGUUGAUUACGGUGAUCAUAUACUAAUGUUUCUGUUCAAUUACUUAUGCUUUUUGUGCCUAUCAAUCAUCACAUACAUAUCCCAAUAUUCCAUUAAUGAGAACAUCUUAGUUUUUGUGUUUUUCUACAUUAAAAGACCUUUGCAUUAAAAUCUUUUGUAAACUGCACAUAAUCUGAAACAUGUUUAUAUGAUGAAUCUGUGUAUUUUUUAUACGUGCUGUGUGUGUUGCCUUAUGUACAAUCACCAUCUGAGUGAACUACGUGUAGUGUUUAUAUCAAUAAAUUUGAACUCCUAAUUUCAAUUCAACUUCAACAAUAAUCGCAGACAGACUAACCCAAUAAGAACAAUGAGCAUUAUAUAAUCCAAAUAAUGAAGCUCACAAUGGUCCAAUGAAAUAUAAUUUAAUGUUGCACGAAUUACUAGUAGUCAGAAUGAGUAUUGUUUACAGAAUUAAUAUAAUAAAAUAGUCAGAGACAGAUAAACAGUUACGUGUGUGUAAAAUGUACGUAGAGUGAAUCUCAAAAUUAGUUAUGUGAAUCAAUUCAGUGUAAGCAAUGGAAUUAGGAUGGCUCACUGAGCCGUCAUAUGAUUCCCUAACAAGCACAGAUUUGUAUAGCCUUGUAAAUUCUUCACAAUCGUGUAUGGUAUUUUGAUCGAUGAAGUUGUUUUUGUUCUGCUAGUGUUGAUCUAAAUACAUUAUGGUUCAAGGUCGGUCAAAUAUAUUUUACCUCAUCUCAAAAUUCUUGGUCAAAAACGUAUAUCUAGGAUAUUAAUUGAUUAACUAUAAUGAUCCGGACUACAUGAUUUAGGUCAGUGUGAUGAUCUUUUUCAGCAUUGCCCAAAAUCUGUUAGAAUAGCUCAGUUGUAUGCAUUUGUUAUUGCCUCUUAGUUUCUGGGUUGCAAUGUUAUUUCAUACUUCUUACUCUACAAAUUAAGUCCUUCUUUUAAAAUCAUAUUGUCUGCGUUUAAUAUCUUAUUUUUAUAGACACUACUAUCAUUUCAUCCUCUUUCCAUAUUCAUCUUAUUUAUUCUAUCUCACUAUAUGCACUUGGAUCAGUGCAUGUUUAUGCCAGCUUCCAACGUUGUUUUUAACUUACUGACUGAUUCGUUGGCUUGAUGUCGUGUCUUUUUCUGGCUAUAAGGUCUAUUCGAGUAGGUCUGUUUGAAACUUGUUUUAAAGAUUAGUAUCAAGCCAAUGUAGUUCUAAUGAGACUAAUUCUCAAAGGCAAUUCCAGUUCACUCACAUACUUAUUCGUUGGAUCAAUGAAUUCAGCGAACUGAAUGGAGCCCUGUUAUUAAUGUUCUAUGAUAAUUGUUCUCUUUUCUAAAAUGAAUUACUGCGCUCACUUCUGUCCUUUAUGUUAAACUGUUAUUUAUUGGUUGGUUUUGCUUUUCUGUCCAGUUUAAUUGUAUUGCCAUUUACCUAAACAAAACCGUCGUAGAAGCCGAUACGUAUUUGCAUCGGUCCAACUUGCCAUACCACGUCGACACAAUGGACUGUAUACCAAAAUAGCAGUAGUGGUGGUAUCGGUGAUAACAAUAAAGAACGAUUAGGUUUCACGAAAAAAGUGAACUAAAAUGAGUCAUAUUUCUUGUAUUUCUGUCGUUAACCCAUAUCUCGCUUAAUUUCUUCACAUUUGGAAUCAUUGGUAAAAGUUGAAGCUGACAAAAUUGUUAUCCUUGACCUCACAAAGUUACUCUUUGAACUACACUUUGAAAUGUUUGAAUGUCAUGCAACAGACUUCACUCCUCCAGUCUCUAGACUUACAUUCACAAAUAACUGCUGUAUCUCUGAAAUCACACACUACUGGUCAGAUCUAUCCAGUGCGGAGAACUACCAGCUAAGAUUGAGUGUGAAUAUAUAGAAGCUCAGCAUUUUGUUGAUGAUCAUCUACUGAGUGACUAAUCAUCAAGUUGUGAUGUUUAGAAAAUAAAUUCUUGAGCUUAUUGUUUCCCUUAUUAUGACUUCAUUCAUACAUAAGUUUUGGUGAUGUCGACUGACACAUGAAUAAGUAGAUAAUAAGACAUUGAGACAGUUACACUCAUUUGAAAUAAAAUCGUUUACACAUAUGUCGCCUACAUGGUGUAUCUGUCUCUCUCGGUCAUUAUGAAUACCAAAAGCAUAUCGUUUUGAUUCACCCAUAUACUUCAAUCAUUUGAGAUGUGUUUAAUCCGUUAGUUUUCUCUAUUUACUAAGUUUUCUCAGUUUUUGCAACUUGAUGUUUUUAUGGUGAUUAUGUAUUCUGUAAAACAAGAUUAUUUUUUUCUGUAGAAUAUAAUAAGCUUAUCGUUUACUGAAGAAAAUGAAGGAUUAUUUUCAGUAGUAGUAACUGUGCUAAUAUAUAUACAGGACAGCAUACUUAUUUUACUCUGCAUAUAUACCCACGCAGUCAUUUGUGUUUACAGUGUUUGUAUGCUCAAUGACCCGUUAAUACAAUUCAAUACUGUCCUAAUUAUAUAUAUAUUUCAACGAAGUAUUAAGUAUGUUGUCUGUUAUGUUUGGCUCGUUCGGAUACAACUGUAAAUAACUGACCUUUAAUAAAAAAAUCUUCGUUAAUUAAUAGGUCAAACAAAUUUUAAUAUUUCAGUAUUGUUAUGUAUAUAUACAUUAUUUAAUUAUGUGGAAAACCGUAAAUAGUUAAUGGGUUGUUUAUUAUUUGAAUAUAAUUAGUAAUAACAAGAAAUCAUUGACUAACGUUUGUAUUUGAGAAGUUCAAUAUACUGUCUAUCAACUAGCUUUUUGUACCAAGGUAGACGAAGUAGUGGAGUCUUUGCACUUGCGACUCAGUGAUAUUGGGAAGAUGAAGAGGAUUAGUUUUAGUGUGGUGAUGUAGCGUUCGCCUAGUUGAAGAAUUUAUUUCUCUAAGCUCUCAUUAUCGUUCUGGAUAGAACACAAAAUCAAGAUCAAAAUUUUUAAAUGUAUUAUUCAAAUGACUAAAUCUCACACAUGAAACAUCAUCUUAUAUUAUUAAGUGUAAACGUCUUGUCUAUUUUCAACUCAUUGUUGAUUUAAAACCCUACCUGUAAGUUGUCUCAGUUUAUCACUAGUGAUCAACACUUUCUUAUAUUCUACUUAAGUAAAUGAGUGCUUUCUUAAACAUACACUCGAUAAAUUGUAUUCGGCCCUAACCUGGGCAAGGUCUCUCAGUCAUCAUUUCUCUUCAUUCGUUAAUAUAUAUAUAUACAAUUCGGGAAAUUACAUACAGACUUUUCCCCAUUUCAGUCACGUUUUAAUACAAACUUUUAUAAUAGACACUGUGUAACUAGCAUCGAACUUAAAAUCCUUUCAUAAUUUUAACCACUAUUUUCUCAUAAAAGGUAAUUGUAAAUCCUGUCAAUGAAGAAGCAGAUUUCAUUUAUUCAAGCUGUAAAUUUAUGCUGUAUGUAUAUGAUAAACCAUGGUAAUGAUGCCAAACGUUAUGUUCGUCCGAUAUGCUUAAGUUACAUACUAUGUAAAUCAUUAUCUAUGUGUCACCAGGUUUUUCGAAGAAGAAAAAACGAUUGGAAUAGGUUGUAUAUAUCGCACAUUAAGUAGUAAGUAAUUCAACUUACGUAAUAAGCAAACAUUUUUAUUUCUUACAUUUACUUUCUAAAUAGAGUGGAAUUAAGUUUAUUAUAAUGAAAAAUGGGGUCAAUCUAUGACAUACUCAAUAAAAUUAUUUUGAUUAGAAAAAUUAUUCACUAAUCGUCAAACAUUAUUGUUAUAACGUAAAAAUGCUGCGAAUUUGAGGUUAGCGAAUUAUCGAUCGAUUCAAAGAUGCGUAAGACACGUAAGAACGGCCUAGAGUCCUGAUUGGUCCACCUCCCUGUCUAGCCCAGCCAGUUGAGUCCAGAACGCAAGUCUCAGCCCCAGCUAUACGAAUCAUUAUGUUUCAGACAUACUCUGUUUAUAUACCAAUCAAGCAGACCACAUCGUACCAUAAAAUAGAAAACAACAUUUGUACAAUAUUUGACAAGUGAAAUAAAUAUUGACCAAUAGGAAAUGUCCAUUUAAAGUCCAAGGUCACCGUUAGACUUAACAGGAUAAUUAUUGGGAUAUUUUUCUGAAUAUCCCAACAAUUAUUAUCACCAUUCUCUCUGCUGACUGUUAUUUGAUUGUUCAGUUAGAUAUGUGCAUAUCUGUACAUCUCUCGUUUCUUCAUGUAUAUAUUAUUUAUUAAAACAUCUAGACUAUUCUAUUGUGUAAUGUAUGUAUUCAUGAUUGACUUAUAAUAACUGUAAAGUGGCUAUCUGUAUUUUAUCAUUUCUUACAUGAAAUCAAUUAAAUUAUAACAGUUAAAUAUUAUUUCAAUAGUAAGUAGACAUUUUUCAAAGUCAGCCUCUGUACUUUCCUUUAUUUCUGUUUGUGAACUAUUGUUCAAGGGAAAUUUACCAUUAAAAAAUCGAUCUCUAUAAUCGGUUGUAAGUUAUAGUUGUUCCAUUUCAAUCUAAUUCUCAGGAUUCUUGGGACCGAAGCAUCAAUCAUUCAUGGACAAUAUGCGGCCUGAUAAUGAAUGUUUAUCUUUUCAAAUUGCUGCGCCUCACUAUAAAAAAAAGUAAAGAACUUAAUGGGUAAUGGAUAGAGGGAAAUAAUAGAAAUAAUCUCUAUCACAGUAGGAAGUUAGUUAGAGAAAAAUAAAUGUCAUUUAUAAGCAACCUAGAACCUGACGUAUAAAUUCAUCUGUUUUAUUUGCUACACUAUAUCAACACACUCAGAUGAUAUUGUCACUAUAAAUCCUUAAGUAGCAGGACUAAUAACAACGGUGGUAAUAGAAAACAUUGGGUAUAGGCAAUAUAAUUUGAGAAGGAAAAAUAAAUCAUCACGAUUAAAAGUAUAAUUAUUUUAAGAAAAAAAGUGAAUAUAUAUGUUAUUUUAUGUAAUUCUAAACCAUAUAACCCGAUGGCCCCAACAGUAAUCAGGGGGACUCUAAUGAAAGUAGCCUACACCUACCUAAAGGACCCUGCCCAAGAGGUAAUUAACAGAGUUAAUACAACAAAUUUUGAUUAAACACGUGAUUAAUUAAUGAGGGAUACAAUACAAAUAAGAAAAUUUAAUUUUAUGACAUAUAUAUACUUCUUUAGUAUCGUAUGCUAUGAAAUCAUUAAAUAUUUCAUUAGCAAUAUCGAUAAAUUCCUAACUUCUUUUUCAUUGUGUGAAUUAAUUCGGAUCUACGGUAUUAUUUCAUAUUUCAAUUAUUGUUAUAAAUUAGUUAUGGUCAUAGACAGAUGAUAUCUAACUGGGGGACCGAAAAAUCAUUCAAAACAAGGUAUCCAUAGAUGACUGUUUGGUUCUAGUAUGUGACUUGAGAUUAGUGAAUUAUUCGACUCUAAACUUAAAAAGACUCACCUUCAUAUAUUUAUGUCAGUUAGUUGGUUAUACUCAACGUAGAAUCUGGCACAUGUAUUCAUCAGUUCAAAUUUCGGAGUGAAGGUAGUAACGGUGUAAUAGAUAGCAGAUAGUAUUAGGCAUCGAAAAUACGAUUCAAGAAAAUGUAGAUUGGUGGAAUAAAAUAAAUUUAUUAGAAAUUUAGAAACUUAAAACCCAAAGACAGGGUGACUGCAUCUGUGCCAUUGCGAACGAUUUUGAGCCAUGUCGCCCAAAGUCUAACAUAUAAUUACGAUAACCACUUUGAUUCCAAUCAGAUGGUCUCGCUUACUCGCCUACGUGGAUCAGUCCGACUGUCGCUCUUUUCAUGGACUCAUGUCAUUAUCUUAAUUCGCCUGUCUCUACUUUUCUUCCAAUUUCUCUAUAUCUGCCAUCAUCGUGGGUCUACAUAGUCAGUGGAUGGGCAUAUGUAAUACAUAUCCUAACCAUCUCAGUCAAUAAAGAUUCAUUAUUUCAGCAUUACGCAUCCAUUCUCUAACUUAAAUUGUUGUGGUGCACACGGUUAUAGCGUUUUAUACUACGAAAAAACAGAGUUGGUCAAUGUUCUCCGUAUUAAAUACAUUAUCAUGAUAUUUUCAAGGAACUAAUAAUUUAUUUGCAACCAUAACUGUUAUUGUUAUUUUUUGGCUUCAUGUGACUUAGAGCGAACCUAUGGAACAAAGGAAUUCAUAUUAUUCUAUGCUGUAAAUUGUUGUUCUAGCUCAUACAUUUAGAUAUUUAUUGUUAGUAUAUAUGUAUAUAGUAUGCUUACUUGUAUAUUUCUUAAACAUGACCUCAAUAGUAAAUAACCGUUUCUGUCAUUUAUAUUAAUGGAUGGAUUAGUUUAGUUCAAUAUGAAAAAAAGUUUGAUAUUUAAUUAACCUAUGACGAAAUGUAGUAAAGAGUGGUUUCUGUAUAAGAAGAACGCCGUUUGUUUUUGUUAUUUGCUUGUAUAAUAACGGUGUUAUGUAAUUGAUGUAACAUCGCUCCCUGAUUUAACGCUUCAUCAUUAAGUUUACACAAACUUGGUUAUGUGUAGUGAAUUUUCUUUAAAAUAAUUUAUUUGCUAUUAUUAAUUAAUUGCUAUAGUUAAAUGUUGUUAUUUAUUCAGUACGGUACGUAUAACUGUACCUAUGUGUGUAUGUAUAUACAAUCAUUCAUGUUCGCUUCAUCACAUUCUCUUUCCUGCUCAUCAAAUCGUCUUUUUGGUUUUCUCAAAAAUCUAAAAAUGUAACUGAUUAUAGCUGUGGUUAUUUUCCGGAUGAAUUCAUGGUCUUUAAAAUCUACUUGAAAUGUUUGCUUACGGAACCAUCUGUUAGUAUAUAUAUAUUUAUAACAUAUCUUUUGUUUUUCUUGUACUUGAUUUUAAGUUCUUUUUAUCCUUUACCCACUUAUAAUGUUAUUGCGUCCAUUUAUUACAGUUAAACUUUUCAAAAUAGACUCCACAUGCAUCGAGAUCUUGUGUUUAUGAAAUCGAUAAUUAAACUGUUACUUAAUCCAUAAAUGUUCGGUUCUUGUUUGUUUACCUGUGUCCGAGGAAAAAGAUCCCACAUCAUAUAUUAUCUUAGUCAUACAUUUUUACUAUACAUCUUUGUAAUAAUUACGUUUGAUGAUAAGUUUCUUCAUCGACAAUUAUCAGCUAAAGAAUUGUUAAGAAUGAGAGUCCCUUGGUUAGUUGUUUCACUUUAGCAAUGUUCAGUGACAGGCUAAAUAUAAAAAGGAUACAGGUUGUUCAGUCUCUCUACAUUCACAAUUCAUUAAGACAGUUUAUUCUGAAUUGGACGUUCCUUAUCUUCCAAUUUUUUUCUAGUGCCGUCAAUCUCUCUUGCAACAAGUUAGUUCCAGAGUUCAUGGUUUUCUACCAGAAUUUCUUAAAUCCUAUCACAAAGAUAAACACUAAUGAGUGGACGUUUUGUUUGGUUGUAACCUGCCCCUUACUCUAGUGGGUUCUGAUAACGAAGGGUUUGGUCUCGUAUGUAGUCAUAGAUGCUCACUUGUACAAAUUCUAAAACCCCGAUCAAAAAGGUCAAGUACUUCUUAGCUAUCAGUGGUUUUGAUAGUUGAUAGUAUCCUAUAAAGAAAAGUCCUCUUUAAAUUUAACUAAUCUUAAAAUAAUACCUUUAUCGAACCUGUGAUUUUCCUGGUAUCUUCCGGGUUAUCAAAUAAAAUAUCACUUUGUUGCACUAUAAUGAUUGUGCUCUUCAUAACUGUUUAGUUUUUUAGUCUAUAUACAUGUAAAAAAUCAGAGGUGCACUGAUCUCUGAUGUAUAGUUUGUGCGUGUAUAUGAUGUCACCGGACCGUACUCUACGUCUAGGUUAAUUGUUACACUUAUUAUCAUCGACUAUACUUGCUGAUUUGUCAGAAGAAAUGCUUUACAUUUCGGUAGAUCUGUGGAUGAUCACUUUGUAUUUUCCUAGAGUGGCGUUUAUUUAAGUACUGCGUUUUCUUUUUUCUGCAUUCAUCUUGAACUCAGUUAUACGCAUGGUAAUGACCUUUAUGAACAGAUCAGUGAGUCGAUUCACAACAGGUCGUAAUUUUACUGUACAUAAUUUAAGGUUCAUUAAUCAAUCUUAUCCCUUUGAAAAUAUUCUCUAGUUGUUGCUAAACACUUGUCUUAUCUUCGUUUUUAUUGUUCAAAACAUUUCUUUAAGUCCUUAGAUGUUAGGCUCUUCAGCUACUUUAUGAUUUCACAUUUAUCUAAUUUCGUGUUCAAAGAUAGUUUUCUUGGGUUCAGUUUACUUAGACUGAGAUUAGGCAAUUGAAUGGCACAACAGAUCAUCCAUGUUCUAUGUUUCCAUUAACACAAGAGGUUGACGCUUUCUCUGUUAUUCAUGGUCACUGCGGUCUUCACGAUUCUUGCUGAAACAGCCGGUACACUUGAAGAACGCUAGUUUUCUCUAAAAUGUUACUUUUAUAAACAGCUUUUAAAAUUCCUUAAGGUUUCCAUUUUCUUCCCGGGUUUCUCCAAAAAUUAAGUAGCUUAGUCCACGUAUCUAUUAAAUAGGUCAUGUACUUAUAUACUUAGCUCCACUUUUUACCGACGAAGUAAACCUUAAGUGGUUUCUAAUAGUAUUUGUUUGUUACGUAACAUACAAGAUUAUUUCAUUGUAGUUGAAUAUAAAUUGCUGUUACCGAUAUUCUAGUGACCUGUUGUCGUAAACUGCUGACAGUCAGAUAUUUUUACUUGCUACUUAAUUCUUUCUUCCUAAAAUAGAUAAUGUUUCGUUUGUAUUCUCGAGUUAUGUAUAGUGUAGAAUAUUAUAUAGUGCCAAUAUGUGUUAGCAUAAAAUCAGGAUUGUAAAUGUAAAAUCGGAUUUAACUGUGUCACCAAGUAUUGUCACGAAAAUAAUUUGACUCUGUUUUUGAGCCAUGAGAGUGAAAUCUACCUAGGCUACCGAGAUGGAGUUAGCAAAAAUCAGUGACUGGAGAGAUUUGGCGAUAUUAUUGACUGACAGUUAUCUUUCAAUUCCACUUUGCGGUUGUGUCAGUAUAUUUGUUUUUAAUUAUGUGUUGUGAUAUUGUUCCUUUGGAUUUGUCACUGUUCUAAGUUUAUAGAUAUUGAAACUUAAUCUUCUUAUUGAUCAAGUGUCAGUUGUACUUCUAACAAGCAAAUUAUUUAUGGAGUUCGAUAGUAUUUUUAAGUUACGUUACAGAGGUUUCGCACGCUGCUCGUAUAUUCCAUUUUAUAUAUAUUUGGAAAAUUAUGUAUACACUCAAUUUUCAUUGGUACAGUUAACAAACUGAUCACUUGUAUGGGUUCAAGGAGAUUAAGUACUUUAGAAGCUGUUAAAAAAUUUAUUUUGUUGAAAGAAAUAGUUGAUUAUCAAGCCUCAUAUAAAUAUGAAGAUUACGGUUGUGGACAACUGUCAAAGACGCUCGAUUUGAUAAAAUCCCUUCAGUAAAUGUGGACAAUAUUCCAAAUCUAUCAGCUUGCAAAAAUUAAAUCCUAAUUAUAACAAAGAAUGUCACAUUAUUUACCAAGUGCAUAGUUCGUGUAUACUUAUCGUCUGACGAUUAGAAACACUGCCCACUCGCUCACACGGAAUCAAGAUGGAGUUCUAAUUUGCUACUCAGAUCUUAGAUCCAAUAAUUAAACAUUAAAUUGUUAAUCUUUACAAUAGGCAAAUAAAUAGAAACUAAGUAUUAUUAUUGUUGUUUUCGUUUUUUUGACACAUCAUUAAUAGUUUUUUGUUGAAUCAUACAUUGUUCAUUUUAAUGAACUUAUAAUUAUUGUUUUGUCUUUUCAUCUGUUUUCCCCGUCCAAUUCUACCUACACAACUCAUCCAACAUCUGUAUGCAUAUGUUUAUAUCUCUUUCUAUCCUUCUAUCAAUAUACAUUUCUCUUGAUAAUGUUACAUCGUGUAAUUACGAUUUGCUUGUUGCAUGCUCUUUCAUUACCUAUCUAUUUAAUAUACAUGUGUAUAUGUGUGCCUUGAUACCUCAAUAUCAAUGUUUAUGACUAAUCACCCGGUUAUGUUGUUGGUUAUAUAUAUUUCCCCUAUCUACUUUUUGAUGUGUUUUAUUUUGGUCAAUUCUUUUGUUCUUCUUCUUAUUACUAUUAACAUGUGUUGUACUACUACUAACAUUGCUCAUUCACCGACUCUUGUGUGUAUAUUCUGUAUUUCCAUCAAAUCUGUUUUCUGGCGAAAAAAUAUGACAAUUCUUUGAUGAAUAAAGGUCCAACCACUCAAUGGUAGUCACCAACAAGAACAAUACGAGGAAGUACUACGAAUUACUCAGUGUUGAAUGUUCAUUGAUCGUUGACACUCUUCCUCUUCUUCCUCCAUCCAUCAUCUCUUUACUUACACUUUGUUUUUGUUAUUUUUCUCCCUACCUAAUUUGUCUCGUAUUAUUUUGUCACUUUUGUUUCUCCUUUCUUAAUUGUUGGCCUUUGUGUGUUCACUUUCAACCUUAGGUUUCUUCUCUAAACAACACAUUAGCAAAACUGUAGUGUUACUACUUAUUUAUUGAUUUAUCUAUAUAUAGUAGUAACCCUUUCAAGAUGCAAUUUAAUACUGUAGUUGUUCAAGACAAUUUCAAUGUUUGUGUGACAUUAGUAUUUUCUUCUUUUACACGAUAAACUCAGUCUAAUAUAAAAUAUAAAAGUGUGCAAAGUAUUAGGAUAAUUUACUUCGUUUAUUAUAUUUGUAUAUAAAAUUGUAGUUUACUUGGACGUUACAAUACUUUAAGCACAGGACAGUGCAUUAUAUUACAUCACAUUGUAAAUGUGAAUUUUUGUAUUCACUAAAAGUAGUACAUUUUGUUAUUGUAAAAUAUUAAAGUUAACUCAGGUAAUAAAACAUUGUUCAGCACAUCGUAUUUAUAUAACAUUAGUAUAUAAAUGGACGAGUGUUGUACUUUUGGCCUACAUGAAGUCUCCAUUUGUUUCUGCGUCAUCUUUUUCUAUUUGUACAAGUUGGACAUAAAAUACCUGUAAUCAUGCUACCAUGUUCUUUUUUGUGGACAAUGAGAUUUUCCUCUCAUUUUUGUAUUCAUUAUUUUUCCUUUUCUUGUUCUUCACAUUCUGUCAAUCUUUUCAGUUUCAUUUAUAAUGUUAAUACAAGAUGUGUUUUCGGAAAGAAUUACUCACUCUCUCAAUAAUGUAUUCCCCCCUCUGCUGUUGUAUUUUUCUGGAUACAUAGAUAUGCAUUGUGAUAACGUUUUUAGUUGGUUUAUUUUGGGCGAGGGUAGUUCACAAUAUCUAAUGUAUGAUUAUCCAGUUUUGUUUAGUUGAAAUUUGGUAGGUGGAUGAUGAAAAAAGUUGCAUGUUUUUUUCUUGGUUAACUAAUUGUUUGUUAUUGUUGUUAGUAUUGUCAUUUGCUUUAAUUCACUUGUUUGCUUAUUUGUACACAUUUUGUUUCAGACAAUUAUAAUUUUUUUACAUAGUUUUUUGCAUGUUCCUUUGUUUUGUUUAGUUCAUUAACUUUAGUUCCCUACAAUAUUUGAUGUAGUAAUGACAAUGAACAAGAUUAACAUACACACACAAAUAUUACUAGUUGUGAUUGUAGAAAUUUAACAAUGCUUGUAAAUCUGUGUUGUCAUGUAGACUUAUUAAUUCAUCUUCCUCCAAUACACUUUGAUUGUUGUUCAUUUAUAGAGAUGACGCGUAUUUUCGUGCUGUUCCACCUUCACUGCAUUUGUUUGAAACGUGUGUUACUUGAAAAUGAUUCCAGUUCAUUAGUUAGGUGUUUAGGGGUUUUAUUGUUUAACUGUCAAUGAUAAACAUCCUUUCUAUAAUUAAGUCUGAUUUGAUAAUUCUGAGUUUAAAAUUCAGUAUUGUUUUAAUUUUAUGGAAGAAUAUUUUAUCAUCAGUCUGUAUGAUAUUGUCAUUAUAAACUAACUGAACAUUUUGAAAGUGUUUAUUAUCUAUUAAAUUUACAUUUGUGACUACUCUUAGCACUUACAGUUCCAAUUCCUUCUAGGAUAACGGUUAAAUCAUUAUGUUUCGUAUUAUGUCACUAUGUCAAUUUUUCAUUGGAUUGUAAUUUCUCAUUAUUAUAAUUAUUAGUCUUAAUCCAACCUUGUAACCUAUUAAUUAUGACCAAGUGUUUUUCUGGCGAAAUCGAAAAGUACUUGUUAUCUUAUUUCGACUCAGCCUUGACAAAAAUGACUUCGUAUCCCCGAUUUACUCUAAUGUACAUCUUCAGUCAGGAAAUUUGUGACUGAAGUGACAUUGGCUCUAAAAUCAUUGUACCUUUCUUGAUGAAUCGUGUGUAGCAAUGAAAAAUAGUCUCUUAAUUUGGUUAUUCUGUAAAAUUUACUGUAAAAAUGUUCUGGUUAGCGUUUUUUUAGUGAGUUAGUUUGUUACGAGAUAGGGUCGCUAACCUCAUGUCCAAUCCUCCUCCUUUAUCCGGGCUUGGGACCGACAGCAGCCCCAGAGGGGCUCUAGGCGGAGUUACUGAAAAAAUUAAUAUAUACAAAUUUUCUUUUAAAGUAACGUUCAAUUUGUACAGAAAAAUCUGUAUGAAAUUAUGUAAAUGAAUUCUGAUAAUCCUAUUCUCAUCAUUAAGUGAAAAGUAAACAAAUAAUAAUGUUGAGGUUAAAACAAAUAACACAUCGAUAAUAUGAAGUGAAUAUUGUGUUAAAUUGCAAAUUAACUCUUGUCAAUUUUCAUAUAUAUAUAUAUUAUAAUAAUUAAUACGAUAUAAAGUCCUUGGUAUUUAUGUUAAGUAGCUAGAUACAAAUGACAUGAACCCUGUAUAACCUAUGUUUCAUGCUACUUUUUUCCUGUCACUAAGGCGUACCUGCAAUCUUUGGGGAUAUUAAUAGUUUUUUCAUUUCACCGACAUCUAUCUUUUCUUAUUGACUGUCUUCUACUAUCAACUAAUGUCAGUUAUUAUAAAUGUAUAUAUGACAAACGAAUCCAGUUUAGUGUUUUCACGACAUUAAGGUGCUACGAAUUUAAUCCGCAUACAAUUGAUUAGUUUAAAUCACUGCAGAUACAUAAUCAAUUAAGUUUGGAAUUUUCAAUCCUAGUAUACCUUUUUAUAUACAUUGAUCGCAAAGGCUACUCCCUUUAUUUAAUAACUAACCAAUCGGUCCCAGGUACAAACACUGUUUAAUUUGCUUCAUAUUAGAUAACUGGUUAUAAUUAUUAGUAGUCAUAUACUUUCAAAUUUAUUUCUCAGAGCUCAAGUCAAGUUGAUAAGUUAGUGUUUUAUCGAACUAUUGAAUUAUUUCAUUGCUUUGUAUUAGUUUAAUUUUAGUGAUAUCUUUCUUCAAAUUAUAACUUUUAUUAAAAAGAAAAACAUGAGUUCAUUUAUGCCACUGUUAUUAAUCAAUACAACUGUAAACACAGUAGACUAUGACCCAAAUUGUUCAUAUUUUAUUGAUUUAUAAAUCCCAAUAUGUUUUAUUGUUAUACAAAAUUCUGAGUACAUUUAAGAAGGUUGAAAUUUCUCAUCCUAUUUAUUCUGGUUUGAUCAGUCGAAGUACAAGUAAUUAAUAUAUUAUCCUUUUUAUAAAAUGUUUAAUUCACUACCACUUUAUAUUUUGUAUUGGUAAGUUAAUAAGUUUUAAGGUAGACGAAGGUUCUCCCCUUGAAUUGUUCAUAUUGUGAAAUUUUAUUGAAUUUAUAUUGUACGGUUGUCAAAAAAUCAUUAAUGAAACUUGUAUUAUGUGAUUAUUUACAUAAUUUUUAAUCUUUUGUUCAACCUUAAAUAAAACAAUUAUUUAGUCAAUGUUAAAAUAUUACAUAUAGUUCUUUUGAAGACGAAUAUUCUUCCUUUUAGCAAAUACAUUGUCUUUUACCAAAAUAUUUGUUUCACCUGCUCAAAUGUUUGGGUUACCUUUUUUCCAACUGUAUAAUCAUUUCACUACGCCUUCACAUUUGAAAUUCGUUUAAACCGAAUAACCAUGAAUUUUUACUGUGUGUACUCACUUAGUAAUAGGAAAUACAUACAACUUGUCACACAUAAAAUCUCAAAUCACUUGUUGACAUAUUCUUCUCGUUUUCUGCUCUUUGAAAAAAAACGAAACUAUGGACAAAUAUACCAGAAUUUAAGCAUUCAAUACCUGAUGGAUGAAAAAGAAUAGCAUUUGAACCGAUUAUAGACUGUCUUCAUCAUUGAAGCUGAAUUGAUAAUACUGACUGUUGAAAAAAUGUUUAUGGAGUAUAAUUAUUUGUAUCAUUCAAAUUCAAAUUCACCUUGGCGAAAACUUUAUUACAAUAUUGCACGACAUGCUGAGAAUUACUGACUGUAACAAAACUUAUAGUAAUGCAUAAAAUUAUUAUUAUUAUGACUGCGGUAAUAAAUGCACGACCUGUAUAAUUCAUUGACCAUUAUAAUUUUUCCGUUUAUUAUCAGGGCGGUUAGAAAUUGAUUGUUGAAUACUCUCUCUCUCUCUCUAAUAAAGGUCACCUAAAGCUAUUGAUUCUCCAAACUUUGAACAAGCUGUUGCUGGUUAUCUUUUUUUCGCUUUUAUUCAUUUCACUAUUUUUGUUUUGAAUGUCAAGUCCUGAACUGUUUCACUUUCCUAACGAUAUUCCACAUUGGUACAAUCGACCUAUACUGAUAAAAAUAUAUGUAUAUGUAUGCAUUAUUAUUAUUAUUAUUAUUAUUAUUAUUAUUAUUAUUAUUAUUAUUAUUGCAUCCAGUGAAUAUAAUCAUCAUUAUUAGGUGAUUUCUAAUAUUCAAUUAUUGAGUCGUUUAGAGUAUUAUUCACAAGCUGUGAAAAAUCGUAGACCACGAUAGUCAUUUCAUCAUUAGAUAAUAUUAUAUCUACUUUGAGAUUUUAUGUGCGUGUUUUGUUAAAUAAUAAUCUGUUGCUUAGUUUUUAAUGAUGCGAAACAUUAUCUUACAACUGUCAUACCAAUCAAAUAACCGGUUUUCUUGGAAUAUAUUUAACUAUCUUAUAUUCUUGAUUUUAAUGAAAUACUUUAAAUAUUUUGCGUUUAGUGAGACAACGUAUUACACUGAGAUGCUUCCAUUUUUGAAAAUUUAUUUUUGUACAUUUCAUUAUUCUAAACUUGGAUAGUUGCCUCUGUUUCUUCUUCUAUGACACUUAGUUCCUUACAGUAUUUUCCCAAAUCUGUUUGUUCUAUCAUCUUGUUUGGAUUUUAAUUUUUCCUUCUAUCUCUUCAACUGUUAGAAAAAUUUUAAAAACGUGACAUCCAAUAUUUUUACUAAGUGAAUUAUCAAUACAAAUAACUCACUCCCACAAGAGUUCACUUGUGAUGUGAUACAUAUACAUCAGUGGUAACGUUUUGUUAUAUGAAGCUGGGUGACGAGGGUUCAAAUCGCUCAAGGAGCGUUAUUACCUUCAAGAUUUCAAGUUUGCCUUGCUGACGAAUGUCAUCUAGCACAAAGCUUGACCUACAGCCUCGUGUCUUCUAUCUCUAACCAACUAACAUAGCUUCCUGACUGAAUAAUAUUUGAUAAAGAUUUAAAUCGUUUACAGUGAUAUUAUUGUUUUCCUAUGGGAAUAAUAGUAUUGCUUGCAUACACACGCAUAAGUAACUUUUAAUAUUCAUCCCAUGGAUAAUAUACAUCUUAUUACGUUGUGUAACAUUAAUUAGUGGACCUAAAUGCGAUUUACAAAUAGAUUUCCUAUUUUCUUCAUUGUUUUCUUAACAUAAUGUUUAGAUUGCAGUCGGUCAGUCAGCUACAACGUAGGACCAGGCACAUAUGUGCAUCAGUCGAAGUUGCCAUACCUCAUUAGCACAACACGAUGAACACUAAAUUCAUAGAAGCAGUUACUUUAAUGGUAGUAAUAUAUAAAAGAAAGAUUUCAUAUGAGGAUAUGAUACAGGGAAAAAGAAUUAGUUCGUAGAAAAAAGGUACAAAGUAAUUUUAACCUUGCAGUUUAAGGGAAGACAAAGAGUGUAUACACCGACGCCAUUGUGAUCGAUUCUGAGCCAUGUCACCAAGAGUCUCCAACCAUUGGUUACGAUAGUCAUGCGGACCCCAAUCAACUAGUCUGCAUCUCCCAACAUGGCUCAGACUAGAAGUUAGUGACUUCAGGCACUGAUGCCACGUUUUGGUUUGGCCGCCCCUAACUUUCUUCCAACCAUCCCCUACACCGGUUAGCAUUGCACGUCGUGGUAAUCGGUGUUUGGGCAUACGUAAUACGUGGCCCAACCGUCUCAGUCGAUGAGUUACCAUCAUUCCCUAAUACUCUGCGUCUAACCUCACCAAUACUUACCCGUUGAUCCCAGCAGAUGCGAUCAAUAUUUCUAAGACAUCCAUGGUCAAAUACUAGUAGCUUACGAAUAUCUUCUACUCUUAAUGGCCACGCUUUAUAGCUGUAAAGCAGAAUAGAACGAAGUGCUGCUCAGUGUAAUCGUACCUUAAUUGAUAGAUAGUGACGUAAGUUGGCAAAAGCCAAACGAGCUUUUCGAAUCGGUGCUGAGCUUUCGUCAGACACCAACCCAUUAGGGCUGAUCAGACUUCCAAGAUGAGUGAAAUUGUCAACGCGUUCGACUACUUCACUCCCUAUCUUUAGUUCAGGUGUUGACGCAGACCAGUCCUGAAGCAACAACUUGCAUUUCGAGGGAGAGAAGCGCAUUCCAAACAUUCUGGCAUUGUUGCUUAGUGCUACCAAAAGACUGCAUGUUAUCAGCGUCUUCACCAAACAGAACUAUAUCAUCUGCGUAUUCUAAGUCGAUAAGUAAACCUCCUGGAAGGAGAUCAAUACCCGAGAAUUCAGUAGACAAGAAUGUUAUUUCCAUCAAUAAGUCUAUGAUGAAGUUAAACAAAAAUGGAGAAAGUGGACAGCCUUGACGGACACCACUUGAGGUUGCAAAAGUAGAUGACAGUUCGCCAUAAGCUCUGACUCGACUAGUAGUGUUCGAGUAGAGAGCCUUUAUAAGGUUUAUGUACUUCUGGGGUACGCCUUUCAAUGACAGACACUGCCACAGAAUCUCGCGGUCUACAGCGUCAAAUGCUGCUUCUAGAUUGCACUACCUUAUCAUGAUCAAUCAGUCUUAAUGAUUAUCAUUUACUAUAAAUGUUUGUAUCCUCUAUUUGUUUAUGUUCAAUUAAAGUCAAUAAUAUUUGUUGACGUAUAUAAACUUCACGACCGCGGCUUACUGUAGAGCUCUGUGUAUCAGCGUGAACAUCACGACUGCAUUUUAAUCGCACAUUCAAGUUGAUGACGAUAAAGUACAUCCUUGAUAUUCCACAGUUACUCACUAAUUGAGAAAUCUAACCAUGAGUUCCAAUGUUAGAAUCACCAUAGUUUCUUAUCUACUGAUGUUAAAAAUAGAAUUCGUCUACGUAAACUCGUUUAGUUUUUGAACAGUGAAAAGAUCAACACACUUCUGUCCAUAUGAAAAGAAGAUGGAGACGAUAUUAUGCAAAAAUUUUACUUUUUUUCUCCGGAAGUAUUAUAGAAUUUGUUUCAAAUAAUAAAACUGGUAACAACGCCCUAAGGAAUCAGCCGUUCGGUGGUAAAUUAACCCUGAUUUGCUAUUAGAAGCUGACAAUCCAUUUAUCUUGAAGUGACUUAAAAUGUUCCUAACACUUGUACCUUUAUCUUUGUUUAUCCAAUGGAUCAUCAACAGUAGAAAUGUUCUUGUUAGCGAUCAUAAUUCAUAGAAUCAGCGUUUAACCACUACAUUGUAAAUUCGGACAAGAAAUUACUUGUUCAUACUUUAUUCAUAGAUUCUUUCGUGUGUGUUUUUAUAAUCCUAUAUAUAUUGCAUCUUGUAUAGGAAAAAAAACAAUAAACAAUCUGACUAUCUCAAGUUUAUUCAUUAAUUAUUGACAUAAGUCGUAUGUCGUAUUUGGUGAUAUAAUUGUGAUUAAGAUUAGGAUAUGUACAAAAAAAUGCAAAUGGGUCUUCUUGAAAUUUGUAUUUCAAUUAAAACAUUCUCUGUAAGACUUUAAAAAGCAUGUUUUUUUUGCGUUCUGAUGUUGAAAGAGAUCAAUUAUAUCUUUCUGUUACGUGUGCUUUCCCUUUAGUAACGACACUGUAUUUUCUUUAUAAACUAAUAACUGAUAAGUGUUUGUAUAAAUUUCCUAGUCAUUUCGUUUAUAUUUUAUAUGGUAUGUCGUAUUAUUUCUGGUCAUGCACACACACACACACACACUUUAAGUUGUAUGGAGUUUUUCUUCCGUUCGAUGCUCUGUAUGUUUUUGACAACAGUUAAUAAAUGUUUAGUUAUUUAGUUAGUUGUCUGUCUUGCAGCUAAAUUAAUGAUUAAUUUGUCAUAAAAUCUCGUUUGUUUUCUUUCCUAUCUUUGAUUAAUUUUUCUUUGCUUAUUGACAGUUUAUUUCACUAAUAUCAUUUCAGAAACAACCAGACGGAGGAGCUUUACUUAGACAAGGUAAUGCGCUGAACAGUUCCGUAACUGGAGUUAGUGGUGUCUAUCCUACUACCACAUUAACUGGGGCUGGACUACCGAAUAACAUUUACAAAGAUGUUCCUGAUUACACUUAUGAUUUGGUUUACGCCCAAUCUCCCAAUGAAAUGUCGUCUAGCACAGUUCCAAAUGUAAAUGAAUUACAAUAUAUGGAAUUGUCUUUCGAUCAUGUUCGUCCUGGUCGCAAUGCUAGUGUGAACUCAAGGAAAGGGCGUAUUGGCACUUCACUUGGUGGUGGUAAUGGCGUUGCUUCGUCUUCAAUGACUCUAUUCGGAACUAGUACACAGCCAGCUCCACACUCACGACCAAUUGUUGCUUCUGUCCCACAAGGUCUAGAUAUUGUUGGAGAUGGGCUUGGCGAUAAUCGUUCGUCCAUUCAUCCUCGUGACGGUUAUUCCUCUGCUUUCGCUGAUCCAACGCAUAGAGAUGAAUCAUCGCACUACACUGAAAUUGUUGGUUUUAUGCAACCAAAAGCACAUGCUUCUCAGUUGGUUCUCCAACAGCAACAUGAAGCUACACAAGCGUUGUUAGCAAUGCAACAGAACAAACCACGUGUUUUCGUUUAAUUUGGAUGAUCUUUUGUUUCUUCCUCUCUUUGUCUUCUUAGUUCUCUAAUGGUUUAUUUGUCAGUGGUAUUUAUAGAGUUAUUUAUGCCGUCAGAUACUAUGUACUACAUUCCUACUUUGCUUUUAUCGGAGCUUUUGAGCGUUAUUGUGAUCAACUUAUUUUUCCAACUAUCUCAUUUCGAUCUUCGUUGCCCCUAUUCUCUUUGGAAAUAAAUUAAUAAACUAUACCAUCAUGUUUUUCGGCACAUUGAUCAACACUUCCCACUUCAUUGUUCGUACUGUUAUUAUCCUCUUUCUCUCUCGCAACUCUUCCCAAUGUAUGUCCGUUUAUGUAUGUAUGGUUAUUACCGUUUUACUCUUUCUGUCACCUCCGUCCUCUAAGUUAUAUUUACUUCGAGUUUCUUUAUUCUUUAACCGGUCAACUGUUCUCCGUUUGUUCAGUCUCUAUAUCUAUCAUCUUUGUGUAACCAAUUGUACUAGACAUAUAUAUACAAACGUAUAUGAAAUGUUUUUCGUAUCGUCAUUGUAGUCUGUACUUUAUUAUUAUUAUUAUUUCUCUUUAGUCCCUAUCCGCUACUUUUAUGAUUAUGAUUUUUUUCCAGUGCAAUUAGAUUAUUAUUAUUGCUUAUUUAUCCAUCAUAACUAUGUACAUACUACUGCUAUUAGUACCAAUAUUAUCAAUAAUAUUGGCUUUGCUAUAAUACACCUACUGACUAAUUAGUAGUAAUACACCUUGUGAUUUGGUCAAACUUUAUUAUUGUUUUGGCUAUAUACGUUUGUGUGUGAUUGUUGUUGUUUCAUUCGUUAUCUCAUCUGUUGUUGCUUACUAAUUAUCGAUUGUCUUUUAGUUAUAUAGAUAGAUAAAUAGAUAAUUUCUAUAUAUCCGUAGUGUUAUUAUUCUCUAUUUACUUUUCUCAACCUGUCUCUGUGUGUGUUUGUGUAUACUCACAUACUAUCAUAGUACUCUGAUAGAUUUUAUGAUGUCUAUUAUUGCGUAAAUUGCACACGUUCUUUUCUCUUCUAUUUCCUCGUUUUCUUCUAUUUAUGUUCUUCUGUCUCUUAUAAAUACUGAUAUUUUUUUAUUCAUCUGAACUGCAUUUUUAAAGAUUAUUCUCAAUAUCUCCUGUUUUCCAUGUUCUACCUACUCUUUCUCUCCCUCCCUCUCAACUGUCAUCAUUAUGAUACACAUCGACAAGUCAGUUUUAUAUUAUUAUUAUUAUUAUUAUUAUUAUUAUUUAGAGUUUGUUCCACCUGUUAGGAGUUUAUUGAAUUUUUUCAAUUCCGAUUCUGAUUUCAGAAAUAAAAGAUAAUCAUAAUUAUUAAUAAUAAUAUUGUUUUGAUUAAUUCGCAUUUCACGUUUUGCGUUUGUUAUUGCUUUUAUUGAUAUUUCAUCUUUGUUAUUAUUAUUAUUACUACCAAUACUGCUACUAAUAUUUGGUCGUAAUUUCUUAAAAUUUUGCAUACAACUGCCGUUCCUUUACAUACAUACAUACUAUUUCUAGUACUACUCAUACUGCUGCUAUCAGUAAUACUCUAUUUCUAAUAAACUAAUCAUAAAUAAGUCAGUAAACUUGAUAACCAUUCUUUCCACUUUCUUUCUAUUGAUCUGUUAAAAUAAAAUCAUUAUUCUGUUAUUAUUACUUUUACCGAUACUGUUUUGAUUCAUAUUGCUGUCGUAUAAAUUAUUGUGAAAAAUGAUAGGUUUUCUUCAAUGAUAAUAAAGGAAAACUAAAUAUUUCCCUUUUCUUCCUAUUCAUUUUGAUGAUAUCUUUUUUCUAUUUCCUAUGUUUAUCUAUUAGUUUGUUUUUGUCAAAUGUUUUCUUCUUAUCAUUAUUACCAUAGGAGUUCUCUUCGAAAUUGUUUUCUUUCUGUGUAUUUCUUUCAUUUGUACACAGAUCUUUUGAAUUACUUAUACUUACAAGCAUAAAUCUGCAUAAAAAUUAUAAAUUGACAGUUCAAUAAAUAAUAAUAAUGAUUAGAAAAUUUUCAAAUUCAUUGUUACCUGAUUAUGUCUGUGUAUAUUGUCUGAUUGGUUAAUGUUAGAAAUAAUUUCACAGGAUAAUACUAUAUUACUAAAAGUUUGGUUUUUUCUUAUUAUAAGUUGUCUAUUAGUAAAACCGAAUUGUAACUGAAACUAUUUGAAGCAGCUAUCAUCUUUACUUGAAUGAAAUUUUAGUAGGCCUAAUAUAUAUCUCACUAUUAAUAUCAACUUGAAUAGUAGUUUACCACACUCAUUAAUGAAAAAUCAUUUCUAUUCUUUACGGUUACUGUACUGUUCUGUAACAUUUUAACGGUAUAAAUUCUUAAGUAAUCAAGUUUUGUAACAUGUAAUUUCUGUGCUCCGUAUUUUUGAAAAAAAUUGUUUUGCCUCGAUAGGAUCGUGAUAUUUGAAUUCAUGUUAAUGUGUGCUAUCUUAAAUUCUAUUAAUAUUAUAUCUUUAACAGUUUUCUAAGUCCCCUAAACGUUCAAUUUUUGAAUCGUGCCACAAAAUUAAUUUCAAGUUUAAUUCACUUAUAGAAAUCAAUUCAUAUGUGAAUGGUUUCUUGUAACAUUUGGUUUCUAGAUACAAUAAGAAAAUAUAACGAUAAUUCAGUUCUUGAUCAAUCGGAUUGAGAAAUAACAUGACAGGAACAACCUCUAUAUUUACUGAAAAUACUUAGAAGAUAGAGAUAGGCUUUAAGUAAAUCAAGACAUUAAAAAAAUUUUGUGAACUUCGCGAACAUUUAUCGAUAGACUCUAUCAGUUUUUUUAUCAUGUAAAAGAUAGAUUUCAAUUGACGAUCUCACGUGAUUACAAAGUAUUAUUUUUCUAUAUACUAAGAGAAAACAACUUACAGAGUCACAUCUGUCAUUAGUAACAAAGAGGAAGGGAAUCGUUUGAUGCUCAUUUAAGAAUCUCUUCUUAAAAUUUCGCUAAUAAUGAUAAAUACUUCAAGUAUAGUCCUAAUGUUAAACUUCAUACAGAGAAAAUAGUUCUGAUAGGUCGGAAAAACACAUAAUAGGAAAUCAAAAGUUUUGCUCCGUGUAUUUACAGUUUUUAAAAAAAGUCCUAUCCUCACUUGUUAUUAAUAAAAUAGAUUUGAUCUAUUGGAAAUUUUGAAUGCAUUCUAGAUCCUUACAAGAGAAUUUGAUCGUUUUAGCUUGUGUAAUACUGUGCCAAUAUUCAUUUAUUAGUACUUCGCAUGACAAAAAAAUUGAAAGUUAGUCAGCAAAUUGUGUUCCAAUUUUUUUUAAUCAAUGGAUCAUUGGAAUUUGAACGCUUUUGACUAUUCAUUCAAAUUCUAAUUGUCUCAAUACACUCAUGUAUUACAAGAUCUAAUAGAUUCACUCAUCUUAUUAUCAUUAUCAGCUGAGCGCUGGAUUUUGGAGUUAUUCCGAAGUUAUAAUAACAUUCAAUAUAUGUAUCUAGGAUAAUGCCACAUGAAUCUAAUUCAGAAAAUCCGUAUACGAAUGUUGAUCUUGUUUGUG